Pezoporus occidentalis (night parrot) is the source of this 2413-nucleotide messenger RNA. It is a transcript of the gene GFAP, whose product is annotated as glial fibrillary acidic protein. The coding region runs from base 90 to 1784 and encodes 564 amino acids. Gene Ontology annotation, molecular function: structural constituent of cytoskeleton. Gene Ontology annotation, biological process: intermediate filament organization; regulation of chaperone-mediated autophagy. The record is from RefSeq and is a predicted model, not a curated record. The transcript has 9 exons. Gene Ontology annotation, cellular component: intermediate filament; cytoplasm; cell projection. Lineage: Eukaryota; Metazoa; Chordata; Aves; Psittaciformes; Psittacidae.
ACGCGUAUGUGCAUGGCAGGGGGGUGCACACCCACCCCCGAGCCUGCCCAGGGGCUCUCCCUACCCUGAGCACCUCAAGACGCUGCUGGAUGGAUCCCCAGGGUGCAGACACAGCCCAGGCACUGCAGUGGGCACCCUGUGACACCUCGGACCCAGCAGCCAGUGUCCCCAUGGCAUUGCGCCCAGCGAGCCCCACCGGCUGCCCCAUGGCUAGGGAUGGAGCCGGGAUGGGAAUGGAGAAGGGGUGGGUAGGGAUGGCCACGCUCUGUGCUCCCCAUGCCGGGUGCCCAAUGCCCUCCCUGGAUCCCAGCAGAGCCGAUGGAUGGGGCAGGCGGUUCCCGGUGGCCAGGCCGGGUGCCAGGGCACAUUCACCCCUGCAGGCGCCGCAGCGGCUGGGCUCUGUGCCAUCCCUCCAGCUCUGUGGCCAGCGGCCAGUGCCAGCGGGACAGGGGCUCCCGGGCUCCAUAAAACCCCUCAUCCCGGCACAUCGCCCCCAUCCCAUCGGCAUGGACAGCCAGCGCCUGUCCUCCUCCAGCCGCCGCUCCGGCACCGCCGCCCCGCUGCCCCAGGGAGCACCCCGGGCGCCCCGCAGCACCCAGCUGGGUCCCCGCAUGGGCACGGGCACGGGCAGGAUGGAUUUCUCGCUGGCCACGGCGCUCAACUCGGAGUUCAGGGAGGCGCGCGCCAAGGAGAAGGUGGAGCUGAUGGAGCUCAACGACCGCUUCGCCGGCUACGCCGAGAGGGUCCGGCUGCUGGAGCGGCAGAACCGGGUCCUGGUGCUGGAGCUGGACCAGGCGCGGGACCAGGAGCCCUGGCGUGUGGCCGGCGUCUACCGGGAGGAGUUGCGUGAGCUGCGGGGUCGUGUGGAGCUCUUGGCCGCCGCCAAGGCCAGUCUGGAGACGGAGAGGGACGAGCUCAGCCAGGACCUCGGCAGCCUCCAGCACAGGCUGCAGGACGAGGUGACCCUGCGGCUGGAGGCCGAGAGCAACCUGGCUGCCUACAGGCAGGACGUGGAUGCUGCUGCCUUGGCUCGCCUGGACCUGGAACGGCGCGUGGGGACCCUGCAGGAGGAGAUCUCCUUCCUGCACAAGGUGCACGAGGAGGAGCUGCGGGAGCUGCAGGAGCAGUCGGCCCCACAGCGGGUGCACGUCGAGGCGGACACGAGCAAGCCCCAGCUCGCGGCUGCCCUGCGUGACCUCCGCAGGCAGUACGAGGCCGUGGCCACCGGCACCGCGCAGGAGACCGAGGAGUGGUACAAGUCCAAGUUUGCAGACCUGUCGGAUGCGGCCGCCCGCGGUGCUGAGGCUCUGCGCGGAGCCAAGCAGGAGGCCAACGAGUACCGGCGCCAGCUCCGGGCCCUCUCCUGCGUCCUGGAGGCUUUGCGGGGCUCGAACGGGUCCCUGGAGCGGCAGCUGCGGGCGCUGCGGGAGCGCUGCGCGCUGGAGGCGGCCGCGCACCGGGACGCGGUGCUGCGGCUGGAGGAGGACGCCCGCGGCCUCGAGGAGGGGAUGGCGCGGCAGCUGCAGGAGUACCAGGACCUGCUCAGCAUCAAGCUGGCCCUCGACGUGGAGAUCGCCGCCUACCGCAGGCUGCUGGAGGGCGAGGAGAGCAGGAUCACCAUCCCUGGGCAGAGCUUCUCUACCCUGCAGAUCCGAAAGACCAGCCUGGACACUAAAUCCACGUCAGAAGCCCACGUGAAGAGGAGCAUCGUGGUCAAAACUGUGGAGACCAGAGAUGGAGGGGUGCUGAAGGAGCCCAAGCAGGAGCCCAAGGAGCUGGUGUAGAGCGGGUGCCUGCAGCAGCCGCACGCUUGUAGGUGUAGCUCCAUAGGUCCCAUCCUAUGCUGCGAGGGAGCCCCAGGAGGAGCUGGUGGUGCUUCAGUGGGGACAUCUCCCUCCCACCCACCCCUUGUAUCUCCCACAUCCUCCCCUGCCCCAGGGACAUCGCUGACACCCUGCUUGGAGCUGGCUCCCAGCAGAGCACCCGUCUGGCUGGGGAUGGACAGUACCCAAGGGGGGUGAACAGAACAGGGCAGAGCUGACGUUCCCAAUAGGGAUGCUACCACAUUCCCAUGGCAUGGAGGGGCUGGUGGAUUUGGGGCCUGCAUCCCACCUUGCUGCCCUCUGCCUGCCCUGGGAGGUCACCCCAAAUCUCCCCAGUGCAUCCAGACCCUGAGUACCCUUGGUGCUGGGGGGCUGCAGGGUGCAAGGUACCGGCUGGUCAGGGACGUUUCCCCAUCACCAAGCAUGGGGUGAGCUUAGCCAAGAGGUAUGGGCAGGAGGAAGAGGAGGAUGGAGAGGCAGGGUGCUGUCGGGAUGAUGUUAAAGGGGAAUGAAAUGAGGAUAAUGAGGGAUUCCUAGGGAUGAGGAUGGGAUGCUGGGGUGUCCGGGCUGCUCUGUGGGGCUGAAGCAGU